This is a messenger RNA of Adineta steineri, 516 nucleotides long. The record is from the annotation of a GenBank genome assembly. NCBI's taxonomy places the organism in Eukaryota, Metazoa, Rotifera, Eurotatoria, Adinetida, Adinetidae.
AUGAUAACAAAUCUAACUCAAUCUUAUGCAUUUACUUGGAAUGAAUUAUUUAAUACAGAAGAAAAUGAAUAUGAACCAAAUAGAAUAAUAUCCGAUAUUUAUGUUGUUUUUGAUCUUAAUAAUCCAAAUGAAUAUUAUUGGUUAACAUCAAGUAAUACAUCAAAAAUAAUAAUGCCAGCAUGUGCACAAGAUUUAGUAACAUUCUAUUCACCAUUUCAUCUUUAUGUUUUUGUUCCUUUUUCAAAUCAAUCAAACUGGAUUUUAUUUGGCGAAUUAAAUAAACAACUACCAAUUACACAACAAAGAUUUGCAUCGAUACAAUCUACAACUAGUAGUCAACAAAUUUCAGUUAUUGGAGUUUAUGGAGAAGAAGUUUCAGUUACAAUUGGACACACUAAACGUGCAUUAGAAAAAAUUGAUAUCUAUACUGUGAAAUGUUUAUUUCAAUCAGUCGAAGGUAUAUUCACAAUGUUAAUAACAUGUGAAAUAGAUAACGGAUGUCAAUGUAGUAAUUAA